ACAUUCGAAACAGUCGAAGCACAGACUCAAUCAUGUUACAUUGAUGGUAAAGAAAUAUUCAUUAUUUAUGUGCUGAAAUUUGUGCUAAUUGUGAUCAAAAAAAAAUUUAAUUAUAAAAAUAAAGUAUCAUCUUCAAUUGAAUAAUAUAUAAUCAGCAAAGGAUAAACAUAAGAUAGAAAAAUUAAAAAAAAUAGAAAAUGUAAUUAGUCAGUUGAUAUUCUACUAUUGCAAUUUUUACGGAAUAUAAAGUUGAGUGACCUCGAGGCGUUCUCUAACAUAAGUAACCCAGCAACUCGACGUGUACAGUACAAAACAACAUUGAGCGCGCGUCAACACGCAAAGAAAAAAACAAAAUUGAAAAAAAAAAAGGAAAAUAAAAUAAAAAGAGACAGAAAGAGUUAGAGAAGAUAAAAAAAACCAAUUGAGAAGUUAAGGCACGACAGAGCGACGUCAACAAUAAGGAGUGGUCGAGAAGAAGAAGAGCAAAUUGGUGCUCUUGCUAACAGGAGCGCAUAAAUAUCGCGGAGGUAUUUGAACAACUUGUUACGAGUUAUUAUGCGACAGACUGGUUCCAGUGAACGUACUGCUGAUUGGUCAGGUCAAGAGGUUCACGGUGCGGCCUCACGGGGCCUGCUUCCCACCACCGUUAAAAUGACUGGUAAUAGUGGGGGUAAUCACGUGAUUACCAGGCGCCAGUCGUCCUACGAUGGUCCCAAUCAGCCACACGCCCCACCCGAAGGACUAGAAUAUCAUUUUAAGGUAAUGCUACUUGGUGACAGUGGAGUUGGCAAAACUUGUAUUUUAACGAGAUUUCGUGAUGGAAGAUUUCUUCCUGGCAAUCUACAUAUAUCAACUGUCGGAAUAGAUUUUCGAAAUAAAGUUGUAACUGUUGCUGAUACAAAAGUGAAACUACAAAUUUGGGAUACAGCAGGUCAAGAAAGAUUUCGCAGUGUGACUCACGCAUACUACCGUGACGCUCAUGCACUGCUACUUCUCUACGAUGUGACCAACAAGACAAGCUAUGAUAACAUCAGAGCCUGGCUUGGUGAAAUCCGUGAAUUUGCACAGACUGAUGUUGUCAUCAUGCUAUUGGGAAAUAAAUGUGAUUGUGGAACAGACAGAGUUAUUAGAAAAGAGGAUGGAAAACGACUUGCUGAUGAAUAUGAUGUACCAUUUAUGGAAACAUCAGCAAAAACUGGACUCAAUGUUGAAUUGGCCUUUUUAGCAGUUGCUAAAGAAUUAUUAGCACGGAAAACAGUAAAUCCUGAUACAGAAAGAUUUAAUGUUCAUGAUUAUGUUCGUCAAGAAUCAGAAAAAAGUACUUGUUUUACAUCACAUUGUCAGACAACUUGAAGAAUUAUGAUUUAUUAAAAUAUUAACAUUAAAACACGUGCACAUAUUAUAUACUAUAUCUAUGACCCAAUUACGUUUUAUUUAAUUUUUAAUGAUUAUUGACUGUAUAAUUGUUUAUUAAUUAUUCUGCUGAUGAAAAUGUAUUAUUAAAUAUAUAUACGUAAAGAGAUUUUCGGUUAAAAUUAAUGCCAAAGAUUGAAAAAAUUUAUACAUGCAGUAGAAAUAAUGUAAUUAAAUUAUUAUUUAUAUUUAUUUUUUCAAUAUGACAACUAGGACAGGUUCUUAGAUCGUUGUUCAUAAUUAGAAAGUGUCUAUAUAAUAAUCAAAUAAAAUUUAGUUUUAGAUAAAAAAAAGUAUAUUGUCCUAAUUAAAUUAUACAAAGUAUGGAAAAAGUUAUAAAUAUGUAUUAUUAUAUUAAGAGAAUUAUAAUCUGUUGAUCAGACUGUGAAAAAAAAAAAAUAUAAAUAUAUACCUGAAGUUCUUAUUUAAUGAAUGUAAUUAAUGCAAAAGAUUACUAUUAAUUUUUAUGAAAAUAUGAAAACUUGGAUUCAGUUUUUAGCAUGUUAAUUUAUUUUUAAUAAACUAAACAUUUUAUUUUUUUGUGUCAAUUCUAAAACAGAUUUGAAAAAAAAACUGUUGAAAUUAAUAUUUUUUAAAUCCGUAUUUCUAUUUUAUCAUUUAUACUAUUUGUUAAAAUAAAUUUAAUUUAAAAAUAUGAGCUAGCUUUUUAUUUUUUAAGUGUUCAAUUUAUUUUUAUUUUAUGUCAAAUAUGUAUUAAAAUUAAACAGUUAUAUGGACCAAAUUUGCAGACAAAAAAAAAAAGAAAAAAUUUUUAUUAAUUUUAUAAUUUCAUUAAUUUAUAAUGCGUAAUUAUAAAUUUAAUUUUUCAUAUUUGUUGAUAAUAAAAUAACACUGUGUCUGCAUAAUAAAAGAAAAUCAAAUUAAAAAAAAAAAAAA
Molecule: messenger RNA, 2310 nt
Organism: Aphidius gifuensis
Lineage: Eukaryota; Metazoa; Arthropoda; Insecta; Hymenoptera; Braconidae
Product: ras-related protein Rab-37-like
Exons: 8
Coding region: 556-1353 (265 amino acids)
Cellular component (GO): Golgi apparatus; endosome
Molecular function (GO): GTPase activity; GTP binding
Source: RefSeq, a predicted model, not a curated record